Monodelphis domestica (gray short-tailed opossum) is the source of this 8722-nucleotide messenger RNA. RefSeq names its product LDL receptor related protein 8 (gene LRP8). Lineage: Eukaryota; Metazoa; Chordata; Mammalia; Didelphimorphia; Didelphidae. Gene Ontology annotation, molecular function: hormone binding; calcium ion binding; protein binding. The record is from RefSeq and is a predicted model, not a curated record. Gene Ontology annotation, biological process: receptor-mediated endocytosis. Gene Ontology annotation, cellular component: plasma membrane; apical plasma membrane; signaling receptor complex.
GCGGCGGCGCGGGGGGCCAGGGCCGGGCCGCGCGCGGAGGCUGAGCCCGCCCCGCCCGCCGGGGAGGGGAGCGUCACGGAGGCUGCUUGAAAUGCAGCGGAGCCCGAGCCGGAGCCGGAGCCGGAGCCGGAGCCCGAGCCCGAGCCGGAGCCGGAGCCCGAGCCGGAACCCAAGCCGGAGCCGGCCGCAGCAGCCCCGCCGUGCGCACUGGGCCGGCUGAGGGCGCGGGGCGCUGCGGGGGUCCCCCGGCCAUGGGGCGGCCCGAGCUGCUGCCGGCGCUGCUGCUGCUGCUGCUGCCACCUUUGCUGGCCCCAGGGGCCGCCAAGGAGUGCGAGGAGAACCAGUUCCAGUGUGGGAACGAACGCUGCAUCCCAUCUGUGUGGAGAUGUGACGAGGACAAUGACUGCGUGGACAACAGCGACGAGGAUGAUUGCCCCAAGAAGACCUGCUCAGACAGCGACUUCACCUGCGACAACGGGCACUGCAUCCCGGAGCGCUGGAAAUGUGACGGGGAAGAGGAGUGUCCCGACGGCUCGGACGAGUCCGAGACCACCUGCACCAAACAGGUGUGUCCUGCCGAGAAGCUGAGCUGCGGCCCCGCCAGCCACAAGUGCAUCCCGGCGUCCUGGCGCUGCGACGGCGAGAAGGACUGCGAGAGCGGCAGCGACGAGGCCGGCUGUGCCACAGUGUGCUCCCCCAGCGAGUUCCAGUGCGGUAACCGCACGUGCAUCGCCACCGUCUUCGUGUGUGACGGCGACGACGACUGCGGCGACGGCAGCGACGAGCGGGGGUGCCCGGCGCAGGGCUGCGGCCCUCAGGAGUUCCGCUGCAACGGCAGCUCGUGCAUCCCUGAGCGCUGGCUCUGCGACGGCCAGGCCGACUGCGACGACCGCUCGGACGAGGCGCCGGAGCGGUGCGGGCGCGGGGCGGGCACGGAGGCCCCGGCCACGUGCGGCGCCGGCGAGUACCCCUGCGGCAGCGGCGAGUGCAUCCACCUGACCUGGAAGUGUGACGGGGACGCGGACUGCAAAGACAAGUCGGACGAGGCCAGCUGUGCUUCCGUGACGUGCGGCGCCGAGGAGUUCCAGUGCGCCGACGGGACCUGCGUGCCGAGGGCCAGGCGCUGCGACCGGGAGCCACACUGUCCGGACGGCAGCGACGAGGCUGGCUGCCUGCAGGAGUCCGUGUGCCAAAGCCCCGGCAGGUUUCACUGUAAGAGUGGCGAGUGCGUGGACGGCAGCAAAGUGUGCGAUGGUCGCGGAGACUGCCGCGACGGGUCUGACGAGCCGGUGACAGAGUGUGUGACGGCAGCGGCACGGGCAAGGACGCGGCAACGCAGGGAGGCCGACGAGUGUGUCCACAACAAUGGUGGCUGCUCCCACAUCUGCAGGGACUUGAAGCUCGGCUACGCCUGCGAGUGCCCACCGGGCUAUGAGCUGCUAGACAAGAAGACGUGCGGAGACAUAAACGAGUGCGACAACCCCGACGCCUGCAGCCAGAUCUGCAUCAACUACAAGGGCUACUUCAAGUGCGAGUGCCAUGCGGGCUAUGAGAUGGACACGCUGGCCAAGACCUGCAAGGCCGUGGGCACCAGCCCCUCCCUGAUCUUCACCAACCGGCACGAGGUGCGCCGGAUCAACCUGGGGAAGCGGGACUACGCGCCGCUCCUGCCCAUGCUCAAGAACGUUGUGGCCCUAGAUGUGGACGUGGCGGCCAACCGCCUCUACUGGUGCGACCUCUUCUACCGCAAGAUCUAUGGUGCAUUCAUCGACAAGGCCAGCGACCGGGCCGAGCAGGCGGUCCUCAUCGACAGCCAGCUGCACUCCCCUGAGGGCCUAGCCGUGGACUGGGUGCACAAGCACCUCUACUGGACCGACUCCGGCAACAAGACCAUCUCCGUGGCCACCGUGGACGGCGGCCGGAGAAAGACGCUCUUUAGCCACGACCUGAGCGAGCCUCGGGCUAUCGCUGUGGACCCUCUCCAUGGGUUUAUGUACUGGUCUGACUGGGGUGACCAGGCCAGGAUCGAGAAAUCAGGCCUGAAUGGAGUGGACCGGCAGGUGUUAGUUCUGGACAACAUAGAGUGGCCCAAUGGUAUCACCCUGGAUUUGCUCAGCCAGCGCCUCUACUGGGUAGACUCCAAGCUGCAUCAGCUCUCCAGCAUUGACUUCAAUGGUGGCAACAGGAAGGUCCUUAUCUUCUCUGUGGACACGCUUAGCCAUCCCUUUGGGAUCGCGGUGUUUGAGGACAAGGUGUUCUGGACAGACCUGGAGAACGAAGCCAUCUUCAGCGCCAACCGACUGAAUGGCCUCGAGAUCUCGGUCCUGGCCGAAAACCUCAACAAUCCUCACGACAUCGUCAUCUUCCAUGAACUGAAGCAGCCGAAAGCUCCCAACGCCUGUGAGCAGAGCUCCCAACCCAAUGGCGGCUGUGACUAUCUGUGCCUUCCUGCCCCCCAGAUCUCCGUGCACUCCCCCAAGUACACCUGCGCCUGUCCCGACUCCAUGUGGCUAGGCCCAGACAUGAAGAGGUGCUAUCGAGCUCCUCCAUCUACCUCAACCACGACGCUGGCCUCCCCCACCACGAGGACCGCAGGCACGCGUCUCCCCACCAGCCCCUUCCUGCCCCCGGGCCACACAGGGGCUCUGAGCCCUGGAGAUGCCUCCCUGAGCCCAGGGACAGGCCGCAGCGAGCCCACCAUCAGCCCAUCCAUGCCAGGGCUUCCCAGCCCAGGAAACAGCAACCACUCGCAGCACUAUGGGGCGAUGGGUGGCAAAUUAGUCUCAACAGCCACCGCCGCUAUUAUUGGCAUCAUUGUUCCUGUGGGGGUCAUAGCCUUGCUGGGGAUGAGCGGCUACCUGAUCUGGAGGAACUGGAAGAGGAAAAACACAAAAAGCAUGAACUUUGACAACCCCGUAUACAGGAAGACGACUGAGGAGGAGGAUGAGGACGAGAUCCAUAUUGGGAGAACAGCAACACAGAUUGGGCAUGUUUACCCUGCGCGGGUGGCCUUGAGCCUCGAAGACGACGGGCUGCCGUGAGGACCAGCGCCCUGUGCCUGAUGGGAUCCGACGCGUGCACUGGACUUCCUGGACACUGGAUGGAUGGACGGAUGGACGGAUGCGGUCUUUGCCUGGGUUGGCGUGUGCGUGUGAACAGGGGAGCGAGGGUGCGUGUCUGUGUGCGUGCUCGUGAUUACUUCUUAAACUUGAUGUUGCGGAAAGGUGACCACAAAGUUAUAAUGAACUUGAGACAUCCAAAGGAUGUGAGAGUUUUGUAUGUAUAAUGUUUUAUACGCGUCUUGCUGGCUGCCCUACCUGGAAGAAGGAGCAGACCGGCCCCUGCUGAGUGACUAACUUGACGGGGAAGUGGACCCGGCCUGCCCGGCAGGACAGGAACUCGCUGACCGUUCAAAAUUAUAUUUAUAGAGGGGGUUUAGGGGGGUUUGUAAAUAAAAUGAAGACGCUUUGUGGCUAUCCAUCGACAUAAGUGAAAACAAAACCGUGGACCCCUUCAUCGCCUCCCCCUCCCCCACACCCUUGCUAGAGUAUUUAUUAACAUAUUUCACAGAAAAAAGCUGUAAAUAAUUUAGAGAGACGAGAGUAUUUAUUCUGGGCCCUGCGUGGCUCGCUGUGUAUAGUCUGGGUGGGGGCGCUCUGAAGGGAUGGGCCUUGAUGGACAUCCAACACCGAAGUCCAAACCGUCCGGCCACAAAGGCCCAAGGCCUCGGCGCUUGAUGAGGAGGGGCUGGGGGGGGCUUUGGAGGUGGCUGUGGAAGUGAGGCCGAAGCCACUUAGUAGGGCUGGCAUUGGCCAGGGGAGAAGGAAAAGGCAGAGUGGCCGGAGCCGUCUCAGUGAGGACAUACAGCCCACGGAGGCCUUCCCCGCCAGGGCUUCGGUUCCAGGCCAGUCGGCUCCUUUGUGCAGUGCUGGCAACACUUGGAUGUUUGCUGAGCCACAGCCAUGCAGAGGGUCUUCCAAGGAUUUGUUUAGGCUGUAUUCGAUGGUCUCUGAAAUCUCUCCUGGUCCUGACAUUCAGUGUCCUGAGGGUUCUCCCAGCUCUGCCGCCCCUGCUCCAAGCUCCCUCCUUCUCUGCCAGCCCUGACGUUCUGUGCUCUGAAUUCUGUAUCACAUUCUGUGCUCUGAGAGCCUUUCUCUGCCUGGGAUUCUGCUCCUUGGGGGCAGGGUCUCACCCCCUCGUCAGGGUUAUUGUACUGGGCAGCAUCUGCUGAGAGAGGGGCAGCCCCUGAUCCCCAAGCACUUAUGGAUGGCAGGCUCUGUCCGGUCAGUCUCCGCGCUGGGAUCAUCACGGCCGCUUCCUUUAUCCCAGGACACUUGGGUCCUUUUGAGAUUGAGAAGUCCAGAGCAGACGGCCUGUGGGAAGUGGGGUUCGGGUCUUCCCAAGAUCUAAAAGGACGACCCUUGUUUCAGGGGACUUUGCCUCCUGCCCACAGACCGACUGUUCCCAACUCCAACCAUCCCUCGUCCCUCUCCAGGCUGUCGGGGAUGCUCUUCUCCUUUGGGUGCUGGGACCCUCCCAAAGGCCUUGUCCAUCCGUGCUGCUCUGAUCACCCAGGCCAGGCCUCCAUCAGUGAUGGGGUGGGAGACUGUGGGGCCAGGCCACAGCUGAGAGAGAAUCCAGGACCUGUGGAAGGGAGCCUGACCAACCCCAGGGAGAGCUCGGACACUGGGAGGACAGGACGCUUUAGGGAUGGACAACAGCCAUUGGAGAUCAGGAAGAGCUGUGGCUAUAGAUAGAGGAGGGUUUGAGUUUGGUCUCGAUGGCGCUCCCUGUAUGAACCUCAGCUUCCCUGUCUGUGAAAUUGGAGGGGGGUAUUGACAGAGCCCCUUUCUGGCUCUAAUGGUAAAAUCAUAAAUUUAGAGCUGGGAGAAAUCUCAGAGUUCAUCUAGUUCCGCCCUCUCACUUAUAGAGAAGGAAACCAGAGAUUAGGUGACAUAUACAUAAGAACAUAAGUCUAGAACCAGUAGGAAAAAUCCUUCUUCUUAAUGAGUUAGUAUAGAGGAGAGAAUGCUUAAAGACCUGACUUCAAAUUCAGUCUCUAAUAUCUGUAAAGCACUUAGCACAGUACCUGGCACAUAGUAGGUGCUUAAUAAAUGCUUUGUCCCUACUAGCUGCAUGACCUUGAACAAGCCAGUCCCCUUUGCUGAGCCUCAGUUUCCUCUAGUGUAAAAUGGUGGUAACAAUACCUACAGACCACCUUCCCUCCUUGGGAUGAUCUGGAGCCCAAUGGGCACUUUCGUAACCUCGAGACACUAUAAGGUUGUCUGCCAUUGUUAUCUUCUGUGCAAUGGGAUGGAAGCACAGGUUAAGUGAGACCCAAACCCAGAUCAGAACUGGGAUCGCAUUGGUACAGGGGAAUUCCAGGGAUUGCUUUAGGGGGUGGCCUACCCACAAUUGCGGAGCUAGUGGCAGGGCAGGAUUUGAACUCUGGCCUUUCAUGAUUCCAAAGCCCACUCUCCAUUCCACUACUCCGAGCCUCUCCAAAUGCAGGAUUUCUAGCUUUGAAACCUGUCUCCCUUUCACCAUGGCAGCGAUGAGAACACUAGGAGCACAGAAUUGACUGAUGGCUUUUCAUCUUUUUCUUUCUGCCCCUUUUUUGGUGGGCAGAAGCGGGGGUGGGAGGGAUAGGGGUUGUAUUAGGGGUCUCUGAGGAGGGUAUGAUGGCCUCUGGCAGGAUUGGAAGGAGAGAGAAAAUGUUCAAGGGAAAAAAAUGGUUUAUUAACCAUGAUCUAAGUCAGACAGAAGAAAGUCCUUUCUAUUUCCUGUCAAGAAAAGCAAAGGAAGUCAUAAUCAUAGUCAAGGUAAUUUCAGAGAAACGAGUAAACUACAAGUUGUUUGUUAGCAGGUGUUGGACAUCUGUGCACGUGGAGGCAUGUGGUUUACAGUUCUGAAAAUAAGUGGGCGAUGUCUGAAUUUCCCUGACUGCAUUUGUACAUAAUAGAAUGGAUAGAAUGGAUGGGCCACUUUCUCAGUGGAAGCCCUAAUCGUGCACAGCAGGGAGAGGGGCGUAUUAUUCUCUUUGUGAGAGUCCAUCAGCAGCGAGCUCCUUCCUGCCCUGCCAAUGGAGGGGUUAAACCCCUCGACGUUCUCUGCGAGGAUAGAUUUUGCUUGGCUCUUUCUGCGCCAAGCUACCAUUCCUGCUCACACCUGUCACCCACUGAAUCCAUCAACCAAGACAUGGAAGAGCUAGGAUCGACAAUCAGCACCGCCGCUUCAUGUACCCGGGAAAGGACAUGCCUUGUCAGGCCCUGGGGGCCCUAGAGUAUUCUACAGCCAAGCUUGAUGAGCCUAGAACAUGUCCCACCAUGUCCCGCUGUGCUGGGCCUAGACCCUUCCUUUGUUUACUACGUAUUAUUAUCCUUAACCUAAAUGGAGGAUGUUGGAGCUACUUAGGACAAUUAGAGCUCCUAUAAAACAUACUACUUGAACCUGCCCUUUAUCACCAGCAUAAUAUCCAAGGUCAGUAGUAAAAAAAGCAAAGGGAAUGAGCUUCUUUUGUGUACUUUAGAACUCAGAAUUUUACACCUGGAAGAAGGGACCUUAAAGGUGUUCUUGUCCAGUCCCUUCAUUUGACUCAAGAGGAAAGAAAGGGGCAACUUGGAUGGCAAGAACAACCCUGCAUUUUAGAGGACCCGAGUUUGCAUCCUGACUUUGCUCCUUGUUUUCUGAUCUUCGGUGAGUUAUUCUCUGGACUUCCUUCCCCUUGUCUUUGGAUAGAGUUGGACUCCAAGCUCUAAGAUGGGCCCUUCUAUUUCAAGCCCAACGAUCUUCUAGUCUCCAUUUUUCUCUUCUUCGACAUCCUUAGCAAAGACUGCCCCAGCCUCCUUUUGGUGACAUGUCAACCCUUCUGUUUCUUUAAGGAUCCAUGUCUUUGUUGGGGAUCUUAGACAAGACCUGACCUCCCAGCCAUGAUGCCAACUGAGAUGGAGAACCAAGGGAGGAGGGGGAUUUCAGUUUAUGAUGAUUCCUCCUAAAAAAAAUCAGACCCAGUUUCCAUUGUUGAAUGGCCCGAUUAGUCAUUAAAUGCUCCUUCAUGAACUAUUUAUCCUCAUCUGUCUUCUAGCAUACAGUAUAAGCAUCUUUUGCCCAUUUUCAAUCGGGUCCUGGCUCAAGAAAAGGCACCCAAAUUGCAUCCCAAACACUGGGUACUUGUAGGGUUCGAUUCAGAAUGAUAUUCAAUUUCCCAGAAUUUUGUAAACAUCCUAGUAUCUUCCAAAGGACAGUCAUGAUGGAAAGAGCUCUGGAACUAGAAGACCUGGGUUCAAAUUCUACCUUUGAUGCUUGCUAUGUGUAUAAUCAUGAGAAUGUCAUUGAAACUCCUUGGGCCUUCCCAGUUUCCUUACCUCUAAAAGGAGAAGUUUGGACGAGAUGACCCUUGCAGCCUCAUCUAGCCAUGUUCUACUCCUGUCCCCCCCUCAACACUUUGUAGACGUCCAAGCUGGCGUUCUAUCCAGUACAGAGUCUAAUUCCAAGCCACCACUUUGCAGGCAUCCUAGCUCUGUCUACACCUCUGCCCAUUUCCCAUGCUUUGCAGACAUUCCAGCCUUUAAUCGAGAACUACGUCCACAUAUCAUUGGGAGUAGCGGAGGUCCUGACCGCUUUUCAUAUCCAUAAAUUCCAGUUGUUUGACCGACAAGAACAGUUCAAGUGAAUGGAUGGGGUUGGGAGGUCAGUGGUGUAAGCAGCCCCUUGGCAUUCUUCCUUGAUUAUAAAGAAGAAAAUGGGGGAUCAUCUGGAGACAGAGCCCAAUCAUUGCAUGUCGUGAAGGUACUGGUGGGGAUGGAGGAGAUACAGCCAAACUGAAGAACUUCCCAGCUCCAGCAGCGAACGUACCAUCGUCUUACAACGUAGCAAUAAGUCAACCAUAAUGACAGAAGCCCCAGAGCAGAUCAUUCCUUCCCCCUCAAUGCCUGAAGGUAGAAUUCUGACGUGAGACAUUCAUUACAUUUUUAGACUUGGGGUCCUUUGGAGGCCGGAAGACCUCUAAAGAGGGGACAGAGCCGCUUCAGAUGGCCAGCCCUCAUCCUCGAUCAAGGAAGCCCUCUGCCCUCUCAGGCCAUUCACCAUGUGCAUGGCCCACAAGCAGCAGGAAACCACGUUUGUACCCAUCAUUCGACAUCAAAAAAGAAAAAAAGCUGCCUGUAAAUAUGUGUGAAGAUGGGAAAAUUUUGAUACUUUUUUUAACCAAAAAAAAAAAAGGAAAAAAAAGACAACAGAAAAUACCAACCUGUCCCGCCAUGUUUUAUGAAGCAAAAACAAAACAAACUAAAAUGUGUUUCCUUCAGACUAUUGUAAAUGUCAUGCCUGGUCCUAGUUUGGACACUCCACCAUCUUGUAAAAAAGAUCAUGUCCUGGAACGACAUUUGGGUUGUGCUCUGAGGCUUUUUCCUGCUUUUCUUUUAGACAUGAUCCCAGUAUUGAGCACCCCUGGGGGCGUUUGUUUGAAUGCUGUUAACACUAAUUGUUUCUCCCCCCUCCUCGGGUCACCCCCAGCUCUCUUCACAUCCUCCCUGCUCAGUGCCUUUUCCAUUUUGGUUUCUAGCUCCUGAGCCGAGGGCCUGAGGGGUGGGGGCGAAAUCUGUUGUAGUUGUUUUGCUGGACUGGCCUUGAUGUGGGGGAACAGAAAACCAGAUGAGGUCAUUUGUAAAACAGUCAACUGUUUCUACAUUCAGAUUAAACUCAUUUUCUUUUUCUGAGAGAA